Molecule: messenger RNA, 1402 nt
Organism: Capsella rubella
Lineage: Eukaryota; Viridiplantae; Streptophyta; Magnoliopsida; Brassicales; Brassicaceae
Product: UDP-glycosyltransferase 76C5
Exons: 2
Coding region: 1-1368 (455 amino acids)
Molecular function (GO): UDP-glycosyltransferase activity
Source: RefSeq, a predicted model, not a curated record
AUGGAGAAGAGUAAGGGCCUGCGAGUGAUUCUGUUUCCACUUCCUUUACAAGGAUGCAUCAACCCCAUGAUUCAGCUCGCCAAGAUCCUCCACUCAAGAGGUUUCUCCAUCACUGUGAUCCACACGCGUUUCAACGCGCCGAAAGCUUCGAGCCAUCCUCACUUCACCUUCAUAGAGAUACCAGAUGGCUUGUCCGAAACAGAGGAAAGAACUAUCCAUACCAAGCUUCUCAUAACGAAACUCAACCGAAACUGUGAGUCUCCGUUCCGUGACUGUUUGACUAAACUGUUGGAACCUCUAGAUUCAGAAACAGGGGACGAGAAACAGAGGAUUAGCUGUUUGAUCGAUGAUUCUGGAUGGAUGUUCACACAACCCCUUGCUCAGAGUUUGAAACUCCCGAGAUUGUUCCUCAGUGUGUUUACAGUCUCCUUCUAUCGCAGCCAAUUUGUUCUUCCUAAACUCCAACGUGAAGGCUAUCUUCAGCUGCAAGAUUCAGAACAGGAUGAUCUAGUUGAGGAGUUCCCGCCACUUCGAAAGAAGGAUAUUUUACGGAUUCUUGAUGUAGAAACGGAGAUACUAGAUCCAUUCUUGGACAAGGUUUUGAAAAUGACAAAGGCGUCUUCAGGCCUUAUAUUCAUGUCAUGUGAAGAGCUGGACCAAGACUCACUGAGUCAGGCACGUGAAGAGUUUGAGAUUCCGAUCUUUGCCAUUGGCCCUUCUCACAGCCACUUUCCAGCCUCGUCUAGUAGCUUGUCUACACCGGACGAGACUUGCAUCCCAUGGUUAGACAAACAAGAAGACAAAUCCGUCGUUUACGUGAGUUUUGGGAGCUUAGUGACCAUCAGAGAAUCAGAGUUAAUGGAGGUUGUUUGGGGUCUAAGAAACAGCGACCAACCCUUUUUGUUGGUCGUACGGGCUGGCUCAGUCCGUGGCACAGAAUGGGUCGAGACAAUUCCUGAAGAGGUCAUCGAAAGGAUUAACGAGAAGGGAAAGAUAGUGAAAUGGGCUCCGCAGCAAGACGUUCUAAAGCAUGGAGCCAUUGGGGGAUUCAUGACUCAUAAUGGUUGGAGCUCGACCGUUGAGAGUGUCUGUGAAGCCGUCCCUAUGAUCUGUUUGCCUUUCCGUUGGGACCAAAUGCUAAAUGCAAGAUUUGUUAGCGACGUAUGGAUGGUCGGGAUAAACCUAGAGGGUCGGGUUGAGAGGAAAGAGAUCGAGGUAGCGAUAAGGAGAUUAAUGUUGGAAACUGAAGGAGAAGACAUCCGAGAGAGGAUACAACUUCUUAAGGAAAAAGUAGGAAGAUCGUUUGAGCAAAACGGUUCGGCAAAUCAAUCUUUACAAAAUUUGAUUGAUCAUAUAUCAUCUUUCUAGUCAUUUACGUGUUGCGUUUAAUUUCUUUGUGUCU